CUCCCGGGCUUGAGGCUGGAGGACUCUGACUGCCAGGCGGUGCUGCGGCUGCAGAAGGCCGAGACCGCUGCUCCUGGCGCGGAGCGCGAGGCUUCUGAGCUCUUCUCCGGGGACGUGCGGGAGCACGUGGACUCUAUCGAGGAGCUCGUGGCCUCGCAUCCGGAGUUGGGGUACAAGGCCAUUGGCCGCAAGCUGGCUGAGAAGCUCAGGGUGAAGCUAUCCGGCGCCCACUUGCAGGUCCUCAGACGCAUUAUGACCGAGCUCUCCGAGGGCCGCGCGGCGGUGGACGUGCCAGAGUGGGAGGACUGCAACGGGGACAUGCGGGACCACGUUGACGCUAUCAGAGCACUCGUGGUGGUUCAUCCUGGCAUGGGCUACAAGGGCAUUGCCCAUGAGCUCCAGCGGCAUCUCCGGGUGAAGCUAUCGCAGGCCCACCUCAGUGUCAUCCGUCGCAUCGUGGCGGGGAUCUCGGAGGGCCGUGCAGUAGCCGGCGCGCAGCGGGAGGGCGAGGACUAUGGGGCCUUCGCUGUGGACGUGCGCGACCACGUGGUCACCAUCAAGGAGCUCAUGAUGCGUCACCCCACCAUGGACUAUGAGGGCAUCGCCCACGAGCUUGAGGAGAAGCUUCAGGUGGAGCUAUCUGAUGCCCAGAAGCGGGGAAUCCUUCGUGUCAUGGCCGAGAUCGGCAUCGAGCUUGUGGCUGAGGAUGUGGCGAUGCCAGAGCAGACGGACCUCGAGCUCUUGGCCUCGCACCCCGAGUUGGGGUACAGGGUCAUUGCCCGCAAGCUGGCGGAGAAGCUCGGGGUGAAGCUAUCGCCCGCGCACCAGCUGGUCAUUAAGCGCAUCAAGACGGAGCUCUCCGAGGGCCGCGCGGCGGUGGACGUGCCAGAGUGGGAGGAGUUCAACGGGGGCAUGCGGGACCACGUUGACGCUAUCAGAGCACUCGUGGUGGUUCAUCCUGGCACGGGCUACAAGGGCAUUGCCCAUGAGCUCCAGCGGCAUCUCCGGGUGAAGCUAUCGCAGGCCCACCUCAGUGUCAUCAAUCGCAUCGUGGCGGGGAUCUCGGAGGGCCGUGCAGUAGCCGGCGCGCAGCGGGAGGGCGAGGACUAUGGGGCCUUCGCUGUGCACGUGCGCGACCACGUGGCCACCAUCAAGGAGCUCAUGAUGCGUCACCCCACCAUGGACUAUGAGGGCAUCGCCCACGAGCUUGAGGAGAAGCUUCAGGUGGAACGAUCUGAUGCCCAGAAGCGGGGAAUCCUUCGUGUCAUGGCCGAAAUCGGCAUCGAGCUUGUGGCUGAGGAUGGGGCGAUGCCAGAGCAGACGGAUCUCGAGGACUUCACCGGGGAUGUGCGGGAGCACGUGGACUCCAUCAAGGAGCUCGUCGCUCUGCAUCCCGGGUUGGGCUACAGGUUCAUUGGCCGCAAGCUGGAAGAGAAGCUCCAGGUUAGCCUAUCGCAAGCGCACCUUCAGGUCAUCCUCCGCAUCAUGACCGAGAUUUCGGAGGGCCGUCUGGCGGUGGGCGUGUCUAUGCGACAGCAGCCUGAGCGGCGGCACUUUUGCGACUUCACCGGGGACCUGCGGCAGCACGUGGACAUUAUCAAGGAGCUCAUGACGCUGCAUCCUACUAAAGGUCGGCAUCACAUUGCUGGCGAGUUGGAGAUUCGGCUCCAGAAGAAGCUAACCGAUGCCCACUUGUCCAUAAUCCGGCGCAUCAUGAUUCGCCACGGUGUUCUGUCCUAUGAGUUCCUGUCGGGCGCUGACCAGGUGGCCGUGGUGCAGGGACUAGUCCAGGGCCAUGCGGAGCCUGCGGCGCGGCGGCAGGCCGUGCAGGAGCACUAUGAACGGGGUGUCUCUCUUGCGGUGCUGGGACGCUGGAUGUCUGAGCACUAUGCGCCCGAUCGCGGCGGCUGCCCUGUGCGGCGAGUGUGGCAGGACAAAUACGUCGACUGCGCUCGCACCUACCGGGCUCGCCGCGCGGGUGCUAAGACUGAUGAGGACGCCGCCCUGCAGGCUAUCAUCAAGUCCGUUCACGGCGAGGCGGUGCCGGUCUGGAUGCUGCAGGAGGCGCUCCACAGGGCAGCCACUAUCCGUUACUGGGAGGCGGAGCGUCGCUUGGAGUUCACGGCUGUCUGCCAUGGCACACUGCCGCGCCGCACUGCGCUUCCGUCUGGGGCACGAGGUGCCGUGGAGCUUCAGCACUAUCGCUUCUUCAUCCGCUACGAGAGCUGGGUCGCUUGCGAGCUGUGCGGCUAUCGUUGGCAGGUUCUCAAAGGUCAGCAGUCGGGUUCGACGUAUGUCUAUGGCAACACUGUCCGCGGCGACUGCGUUCACCAUCUUCCUCGAUGCCGAUCUUGUGACCAUCGCGGAAAGCUUUCGCAGUGCUCCUUGCCGUUGGAGGCGCUCCUGUGGCCGCUGCCCUCGGAGAUCGAGGCGGGCGUCAAGACCGAGCAGCUGUAUGUCGUGCCGCAGCGGAAGCACUGGCCCGUCUAUCUUCCGGCAGCGCAGCGGUUCGUUACUGCCUAUGACUUCAGCACCCGUCUGGAAUUGGCGGUCUUGGUGCGGGAGUUUGCUGACUAUGAGCAGUACGUUCGCGAGCAUGGCGCUGAGGGGAUAGUCAGCCUCCUGGACAUCACGAAGGAAGAGGCUGCCUCUAUCACGCCCUACCUGCUCGUCGUCACCAAGCAGAAGGAGCGCGGCUCCGUGGCCAGGGGCCCCACCUACAACUGGAAGAAGACCCAGGUGUGCCGCGUCAACUACAAGCGCGAGGACCUGGAGACGUGUGGGGCCAUGACUCCCAGGGCGCGGGCUGCCUACGACUGGCUCAUGGUGCACAAUCGCACCUAUCGUCGGUACGCGAUGCAGCAGAAGCGCAUGCUGUCCUACCCGGAGGAUGAGCGGGAGAUGUUCAUCGCGACCUACCGGCUGCUCCUCCAGAGCCAGGGCAUCGAGGUUGCGCUCUUCCCCGUGCUCUAUCCCUGGGAGGUCUAUUCCGACAGCGACGUGCGGGGCUGGGCCGGGGACCGCAAGCUGAUGAAGAGGUCUCAGCUCCCGUCUAUGCAGAAGGCGUUCCUGCGCAAGGUGCAUUCUCGGUGCCGCACCUAUGGCGACGCGGAGGCUGUGCCUGAUCUGGCCUUCCUGCUAUACGACAUGGCCACCGCGCAGAAGAUCUCGGCGAGCCUGGCUGUCGCGGAGCACCGGGGCAUCACUCCCGAUGUCGUCGCGGACAACAGCUCCACGUCCGAGAGCUAUUGGCGCCACGAGCAGGACCUUCUGUGCGACGUCGUGCAGCAGCACACGCUUCGCUAUAGUCGGGGCUUUGCCUUUCCCAACCUGUUCAUCACCAUCGCUCCGGCUGAAUGGAAGGUUCUACUACACCAGCCUCUAUUCGCGGACUGGAAGGCCGCGAAUCGUCUGUCUGCGUGCCAGGGCAUGUUGUCCGAGCACAUCUAUGAGCUGCUGUGCGAUGCUAUGAAGCAGAUUCUACGUCCCAGCGAAUUCUUCAGCGAGGUCCGCGACUAUGUCAUCCGCCUCGAAUUCCAGGGCCGCAAGACGCAGCACAUCCACAUUGCGGCCUGGUUGAUCCAUCGGCAGGUUCUAUCUGGCCGCAGUGGUACGGGGGACAUCUCGCCAUUCGUUCGCUUCCUGGAGGAGGUCUUCCGCGGGUCCGUGGACGUGCAGCACGGCGAGGGUUUCCUGAACUAUAUCAACGGCAACGUGGUCAAGGGCAAUCAAUCUAUGGAUUUUCAGCCCGAUGCCGCGCGCAGCGGCGGGGAUGACCACUCGGCGUGGCGCACAACCUAUCGCAUGUGCAAGCUGGCCCCUGGCCUUCCCGAGGUGUUUCUCGACUUCGCGGGCGCUGCGCACAUCUAUCGGACUUUUGCCGUGGUCAACGCGUGCGCUAUCAUACCGGGGAGGCGGGACCCGGGCGACAACGACACCAAGCGGCUGCAUGAGCACUAUGUCGCACGUCUGGUUGUCUCUGGGGAGCUCGACUUCCGUGGCAGCUUCCUGAGCUACAUCCGCACCUAUGCGUGGAAGGACGCCAAGACUGUGACCAAGCGCAGAGGGCGCGGGCAGGAUUGCCUUGUCGCCGUCGGCGUCCGCUAUGCCUUCGAGAUGCAGGACAACUUCAUCGGGCAGUUCUGCACCAUGAUGUUCCCGCACCGGGACUCUGCGACCUUUCUGCCGCCGUCGGAGACAGAGGUCAUUGCCUUCACCGCGUACUGUUUGCGGGCGCUGCAGUACCUGCGUCACCUCGCGUGGACGACGGGCACUCCGCCGGGACGGGUGGACUCGCAUCGACGGCGGUUGGCGCAGCAGCUGCAUCGCGCGGUGGGGGAGAACGACGUGGCCUAUGCGGCUCGCCUGCAGGAGGUUAUGGACUCGUCCCGGUGGGUGGGCUUUGCUUCGAAUGCUAAGGACAUCCCGUCGUUGUCCGCUUUGCCUGCCGAGUCCAUCACCAACGACCAUGCGUCCUACACGUGGGAGCUCUUUCACUAUUGGCCCAGCCAUGUGAUCGAGGGUGACGAGAACGCGCGCUUCCAGCGCCACCCGCUACGCUUCCCAGAUGCCACCGUUGGCGCGUGCGGCAAGCCUUUCGAGGACGCGGACUCGGCGCUCAACUACCUCGCGAACGUUGUGCAGGUAGAUCUUGCCAUACGCGUUCCUCCCGGUCGCGCCAGGUCUUUCCGUGCUCGGCUCUUCGCCGUGCACUGCUUCUAUAACUACAUGGAGUAUUGCAGGGAGAAUCCUUUUGCGAUACCACAUGCCUUGCGCCAGCAGUGGGAAGAGUCCAACGUUGGGGUGUUCCACUUCUAUGACAAAUUCAGGGAAGAGUGGAAUCGCGUCUUCGGGCACUGGCGUCCCGUGCUCACUUGGUCUGCCGACCAGCAGGAGGUGCUGCGCGUGGUGGGCGGUCUGCUGUCCAGGGCCGACGCCAACGUCGUCCACGAGCAAUUCUACUACGUGCAGGGGGAGCCAGGCAGUGGCAAGACCGAGGUUCUAUGCGAGGCGGCUCGCAGGGCUGCUGAUGCGGGUCUGCGCGUGCUUGUUCUGGGGCCCACGGGCACCCUGGUGCAUACCUAUAAGACGAAGGUGCAGCACGAGAACAUCAACGUGGAGACCAUACACUCUGCCUGGCACAUCUACCGCAGUGCGGACACGGUGGUGGACUACGCCCCUCCCACGCGGCUCCGCAGCUAUGAUCUCUUUAUCAUCGACGAGGCCUCGCAGAUCGAGGAUGCUGUUGCCGUGCCUGCAUAA
Messenger RNA from Prorocentrum cordatum, 5262 nucleotides. The record is from the annotation of a GenBank genome assembly. Lineage: Eukaryota; Dinophyceae; Prorocentrales; Prorocentraceae.